Messenger RNA from Melanotaenia boesemani (Boeseman's rainbowfish), 2773 nucleotides. Its product is annotated as vesicle transport protein SFT2B-like. Gene Ontology annotation, cellular component: membrane. Gene Ontology annotation, biological process: vesicle-mediated transport. The transcript has 8 exons. Bases 167 to 655 code for a protein of 162 amino acids. The record is from RefSeq and is a predicted model, not a curated record. Lineage: Eukaryota; Metazoa; Chordata; Actinopteri; Atheriniformes; Melanotaeniidae.
GUAUUGCAGGCGGAAGUGCCGCACCUGUUGAUGUAAACUCUGCUGCUCUUCACAACGCUCCGAAAAAAGAACAAAAAAACACCUGCUACACCUGAAACUCCCACCCAAAAAGCUUUUGGAAAGUUACCGAAGUGAUCAGGCCUCUGUCUCCGGAAAGAAAGGGUUUAUGGAUAAACUGAAGAGGGUUUUGAGUGGGCAGGACGAUGGGAACGCGGACGGGAGCGGCAUCCUGGAGAGAGCCAAUCAAGCGUCAACGCUGGCCUGGGGGACGAGGAUGAAGGGAUUCCUGAUCUGCUUCGUUCUGGGAGCCUUCUGCUCCGUCCUGGCCACCUGUCUUUUGUGGAUUCCGGGGUUUGGACUUCCUGUCUUUGCCGUCCUCUACAGCGUGGGAAACAUCUGCGCCCUGGCCAGCACCAUGUUUCUGAUCGGCCCGCUGCGGCAGCUGAAGUCCAUGUGCGCUAAAGAGCGAGCGCUCGCCACCAUCAUCAUGCUGGUGUGUUUGGUGCUGACGCUCUGCGCUGCCUUCUGGUGGAAGAACAACGGACUCGCUCUGCUCUUCUGCAUCCUGCAGUUUCUGGCAUUCACCUGGUACGGCCUCUCCUACAUCCCCUUUGCCAGGGACGCCGUCAUCAAAUUUUUCUCUAUCUGCUUGUAGAGUUCUGACCAAUCAGAGCGCAGGAUCCUGCAGCGUGCAUCCAAUCAGCUGGCAGAUGGUUUCAUUUCAAGCUUUUCUAUUUAUUUCAUUUCAAGUGAAGUUUUUACUGAAAGAUUUUACUCAUCAGGUUGAAACAAAAGUCACUUUAUUAAUGUGUUGGUCCAAGUCCUGCUCCAGAAAGCAGGUUCAACUAACCGAGUCUAGUCAAACUCCAUGUUAACUAACUCUGAGUCUGGUCAAACUCCGGGUUAACUAACUCUGAGUCUGGUCAAACUCUGGGUUAACUAACUCCGAGUCUAGUCAAACUCCAGGUUAACUAACUCCGAGUCUGGUCAAACUCCAGGUUAACUAACUGAGUCUAGUCAAACUACAGGUUAACUAACUGAGUCUAGUCAAACUCCAUGUUAACUAACUCUGAGUCUGGUCAAACUCCGGGUUAACUAACUCUGAGUCUGGUCAAACUCCGGGUUAACUAACUCCGAGUCUAGUCAAACUCCAGGUUAACUAACUCCGAGUCUGGUCAAACUCCAGGUUAACUAACUGAGUCUAGUCAAACUACAGGUUAACUAACUGAGUCUAGUCAAACUCCAGGUUAACUAACUCCGAGUCUGGUCAAACUCCUGGUUAACUAACUGAGUCUAGUCAAACUACAGGUUAGCUAACUGAGUCUAGUCAAACUCCAGGUUAACUAACUCCGAGUCUGGUCAAACUCCGGGUUAACUAACUCCGAGUCUGGUCAAACUCCAGGUUAACUAACUCCGAGUCUAGUCAAACUCCAGGUUAACUAACUCUGAGUCUGGUCAAACUCCGGGUUAACUAACUCCGAGUCUAAUCAGAGACUUUCAUCAACUCUGAGUAUGUUUACCUGGAGUUCGGAACAUUAAAAAUCGAUUUUUAUUGGCGCUCUGAUACCUGGCUUCACCGUGGCAGCCGCCAACAAAAAGCUGGUUAUUUAACCCGACUGGAGCGAGAGGUUCUUAUUGACGCACACGGGUCUUUGGUAAAGAAGGAAACUCAGAACCUGCUUUCUGGAACUGGCCCAGGUUAACGGUUCAUGUUUAUAUGUGUGGGAAGGGAGGGAAAAGCUGAAUUAUGUGCUGCAAACAGAAAAACAUGUCAGUCAUUUCUGCUUUUUAAAGUCAAUUUUAAUGUUUUUAAAAAGCUGCUUCGUCUCUUUGAAGAGGGAGUGGGAGGCGAGGAAACCAGAUGCCUUUCCAUAAUGGGAAUUUAAUGAUAGAAACUUCCUAUAACAAACUAAACUAACCACAUUUACACAUGAAAAACCAAAUGAUGCUGUUAGUCUGACUAAAACUGGACUUUUUAAGUUGAUGUAAAUGUGUCUGAUGAAUUUCUGAAAACUGGACCAAAACUCCAGAUAAUGUGAUUAGAGGCUGAUGGACAAACCAGCUCACUUUAAAAGAUCGACGCCUGUUUUUAAUUGGACCGGAGGGCCGUCACGCCUGUCCAAUCAGGACGCCAGCUGGAGGCGGGAAGGCCAGGAACCAAUCGUACGCCUGCAUUCACACGCUCUCAUUUGCAUAUUGAGAAGCACAACAUUAGAACGAUGAAGUCAAACAACCGGAAAUCUUUCAAUUUCCAGGAUUACGUUGCCUAGGAGAUAAUUCUGUUUUCCUACAGUUUGCAGACACAUGAUUGGUUAAUCAAACUGGGACAUUAGUUGAUGGUUACUAUGGUAACUGCUAGUUGCAGAAAAUAUGGAGAAAAUUGAAUUGACAACCAAUGAAACACUGAGAAAAAAUGACUGAAUUUAAGACAUUUUUAAAAUCUAAAAAGAAAAAAGUCAACUUUAGAUUAUUUUUACAUCCCACAUUAAUGUGUUCAUCUCCUUAUUUCCUCAUUUAGAAAACAUUUAAUGACGUUGAUGCAGACUCUAAUUUAAUUUGUGCUAUUUUUAUCUGGUAAAAUGUUAACUUUCAUACACGUACAAAUACCAUUUCAAGUUGUUUUUAAACUGUGAAGAGGAAGCGGUUUGAUCCGGAUUGAGAUUCCCUUCAAACAGCCAGAAAAAACGAAGAAUGAAAGCGAAGAAGACGUCGGGUUUCAGUUUUUUGGCUGAUACUUGAAGCUGGUUCUGUUUUUAUUCUUUUUAAUGUUUAG